This is a messenger RNA of Leptidea sinapis, 4860 nucleotides long. RefSeq names its product carbonic anhydrase 7-like. The record is from RefSeq and is a predicted model, not a curated record. NCBI's taxonomy places the organism in Eukaryota, Metazoa, Arthropoda, Insecta, Lepidoptera, Pieridae. The transcript has 8 exons. Gene Ontology annotation, molecular function: zinc ion binding; carbonate dehydratase activity. Bases 118 to 1077 code for a protein of 319 amino acids.
GUACAGCACAUACAUAUAUCAACAUAGUAUAUCAGUAUAUAAACAAAGCGUAAACUUUUUGAAUCAUUUGUUUUGUGUGUUUGCGAGAGAAAGGACUUUUAGUGAUUAGAAGUAGAAAUGUUUGAGGCAAUUGUGAUAUUAUUGUUGGUCGGAGUAAAAAACUCACUUCAAUCAGAACACUGGUCCUAUGAUUAUGAGACAAGAUGGCCAGGCGAGUGCACCGAAGGGAAGUAUCAAUCCCCGAUCAACAUAAUGACUCGCAGCGCCAUCGUUGACAAACACGGCCUUCACAUAAGGGGCCCCCUGUUCUUUCGAGGCUAUGACAGGGUCAACGUGACAGCUGUCAACAACGGACACACCCUAAAAUGGACGAUAGUGGAAGACUUCCCAACGCCCCUGGUGUCAGGAGGACCUCUCAGAGGCAAUUACAGCUUCCUGCAGUUCCAUCUACAUUGGCUGUCUGAACAUGCUAUUGAUGGGAUGAAAUAUCCGAUGGAAAUCCACAUGGUGCAUAUUAAGACUGGUCUGACGGUGGACGAAGCGCUGGAGAGACCUGACGGACUUGCGGUCCUCGCUGUUCUUUGUCAGGUGAGCAGUGAGGGAGCCAGUGAAUUUGCUCUCGGGGAGAUCGCGGCAUUCUUCCCGCAGCUGGUGGACCGCAACUCCAAAUACCCGAACCCUGCUGUCAUCGAUGUAUUUCGCCUCAUGAGCCCGGAGCCGCAGUCGUUCUACACGUACCACGGGUCACUGACAACCCCCAUGUGCCAGGAGGUGGUCACCUGGAUCGUGAUGGACCAGCCACUCAUCAUAUCUGACACUCAGUACAAAGAGAUAAGCAGAGUUGAUGUGGGCAGGAUAGACAAUUACCGGAGCCUGCAACCCGUGAACAGGGAGAUAUACCGUUCAGUUCCAUCAUGUGGAACUCUCUCUUUACCGACUUUACUGUGUUUCCUCACCUCCCUCAUCCACCUCUCUUCAUCUCUUACCGGUAUCAUCAGUAAAGGAGUCUGCACUCUAGUUAAUGUAAAGAGAAAAUUCUUAGGAAGUAAGGUUAGAGAAUGUAAUGUUAAGAAUUAAAAUCAAACAUUAUCUCGGUAGAGUUUGCGUGUUAAUGUAUAUUAAACUGGUCUCAAAUGAAUUUAUUAAGUGAAAUUAAUAAUACUUUUAACAUUGACACACUUUUACACAAAUUAUCUUGCCCCAAACUAGGCAUAGCCUGUCCUAUGGGUACAAGACAUCUAUAAUAUAUUUAAUACACAAUACUUACUUAAACAUACAUAAAUACAUAUAAACAUCCAUGACUCGGAGACAAACAUCAAUACUCAUCAUAUAAAUGAUUUCACCUACCAGGAUUCGAAACCCGGGACCUCUAACUUAGUAGUCAGGGUCACUAACCAUAGUGUAUAUAAUUCGUUAAAAAAAUAUGUAGGAAUGAGUUUUAUAUCAAUACUAUUCACCUAUUAUCUUAUUCUAUUAAUUACUCCUUUCAAACCAACAAUGGAAACCUAUCGCAAUAAAACGAUAAAACAGUAUCAUUAUUGAAAACGUUGCGUAACUUAAUAUUUAUUUCUGUAAUUGCUAAAAAUAGACAUUAUCUUCAGAUUAUCGGUAUUAUAAGCGAUUCUUUCAUUUUAAUAUUGGUGCACGUAUUUCGCUAGACGACAGAUAUUAUUAAAACACAGAUAAUAAAUACAUAAGUAUGUAUUUAUUUAUUUAUACGUAAAAGUAUUUUGAAGUAAAUUAUUCUUGAGAUCGCAUAGAUGAGAAACAGGGUCAACAACAAAUUACAAAAUCCUACAGACUUAAAGUAAUCCAAAAAAACUUAAGGCUGUAUGCUUAACGUACUUAAGCCUAUUUUUUCAGCGUUGUUUUUUUUUAAUAAAUGGCUCCGUCGACUGGAUGUCGACGAUUCAGCCAACGUCAGGGAUAUAUUUUUUAUUUUUAUUUAGCUGAUUCAAGUACAGAAAGAACUAAUUAAAAGAAAUUAUCGGUUAAUAUUGUUGUGGUUUCCUUUUGUGAACUGAGGAAUUGAAUGUGUGUUCAUUUGUGAUAGAUUUAAAGAUGUUGACGUAUUUCAAUCAGCUUUCAUAAUUUAUGUGGGGGGUAGAGGACUAGAGGUAAGGAGAAUCAUCAUAAGAAAAAGUUCAAAAUGCAUUAAAUUUGGGUGGCGCAACAGUUGCAUCAGGGCAAAUCUUAAAAGAAACGCCAAAUUUAAAAUAAUACUUAUCACACAGAGCACAAACCCCUAUCAUAAUUCUCUAAGGUUAUAAUAUUUACUAUAUUAUUUCGUACAACGUAAGUUGUUGAAUUUUUCAAUAUUCUACAUUAUGUCGACAUUUAUAUAACUCGGCAUACUUCAGUUCGUUUAUUGCCACAUUCACCAUACUUCAAACUAUACCCUGUAUACACUAGCGCCAUUGUGGAAGCUUUUUGAACUAUUAUUUACAACAUAAGCUGGGCACUUUUUCAACUUCUCUCCCUUAUAAGAUGAUUCUCCUUGCCUCUACCCUCCAUAAUAAUUUAUGAGCUUCAUUCAAUGUUUCUUCGGCUAUAAAAGAAUAGGAAAAAGUUUAGUAGACAUAAACAGAUAGAUCAUUGCACUCUGUCUGACGUAGUUAUAACAGAUAAGAUAUUACAAUGUUUUAUGAAACCGACGAUAAAUAAUUUGAUAUUUAAAUGAUAUUUUAUUGUUAUAUUGCAUAAUGAAUCACUAAAAUAUAAAAUUGUUAUUAUAUAAUUUAUGAAUUGGAUUACUAGUUAGAAUGACGUGUGUCAUUUAUGAUUAAUAUAAGCAUGUUUAAGCAUGGCUUAACUACUAAUAACUUAAAUACCAGGUAAAACAAAAUUGAACAGAUUCUGCAGUAUCUUUUUAAUUUGUCAUAUUAAUAAAGCAAUAAUUAUUCAGUUCAUUUCAACGAAUCUAACUUUUAAUGUAAAUAUUGCUUAGUUAAUGUAGAAAAAUUUUUCAAAGGUUUCUAAUCGAUUUUUUUUUUAUUUGAGCGUGUUUCAGCACAUGUAAUAUUUAGAAAUGAAGAAGUUGAAUAAUAAUGUCAAAGAAACAGACUCAUCAGCAAACCAGAUUAGGUUAACUUGCCUGCGAUGGUUAUGCAGCCUAGCAAAACUCUCUAAGAAAAAAAGCGAUCAACUCGAUUACAUGAAACGUGCAGUCAAUGACAGAUUGACAGGUGACGGCUAUAAUCUUGUAAAAAAAAGUGAUAGCCGAAAUCCAUUACGUUUUACGCAACUGGUUGCUUUCAAACUGAGCCGGAUUAUACUUCGUCGCCAAUCACCAUACUGUAAUUAUGUACUACUAUUUCAAACUUAUGUCAAAUCACUGGACGUUUCAUACUAAACUAAAUUUCAAUUUUUACUUAGGCAGUCCCGCCUAUUAUCACGUAGUAUUUACAUCCUCUUUGUGAUGAUGUAAAUAGAAAUUAUUGGUUUGUUGACUUACAGGUCUUAGUUACCAGGUCAUAAAAUCCCAAGAAAAAAGAAUUGGUUUGCUUUGAACUCAAUAAUGUAUUUAAUAUGUUUAUAUGUCAAUGUUAAAAUAAAAUAUAAAUCUUUUUAUUAUUAUACCUCUUAUAAAAUAUUGUUAAAAUAUUUAUACAUAUUGAUUUAAUAUAUAAUAUUAUUAAAAGCAAUAUACUUACAUAUACGGCCUCUUUAGGAUCGUGGUGAGACUCUUUAAUAUAAUAAUUGUCAAAUAUUCAAAUUUAAAUCAUAUUUUUCGCAAUGGAAUGUAUUUUGUGAAUUGUUGUGAAUAUUCGAAACUCAACAACUGAUUUUAUAUAUAUUGCAAUGUUUGACCUCAUGCCGCCCAUAAAUGGGAGGAGUAUGACAAACACGGUAUGAAAUGGAGUCCUUUUAUUUUUUUGAAUUGAAAACUUCUUUAGCGGUAUUGAGCACUUUUCUUAUGAUGGGUAUAAAAUGUAAAACUCAGGUCAGGACACGUGACCUGAUCGAAAAUUCGUAAGACAGUCGUUGAAAUUAUGGAUAAAUUAUAGAUAGAUAGAUUUUUCUGAGAGAUAAGUAUUUUAUUGUAAAAUAAUUGUAAUAGUUCUGAAGUGUUUAUUUUUUAUGUAACAUAAAUUGUCAUUUUUGUGUUAUGAUAGCGCAAUAAAUGAAUAUUGUAUGUAACCAGACAAAUGUAACGUAUGUACUUUUAUAAUGAUAAAUAAUGCAAUUCGUGCCAAAUUAUUCCCUAACCAUUCCAAAAUAUUCAAAAAUGCACAACGUUAAUGUUCAAGUUUUCACUUCUGCCGGCACUCCCGGAGUGCAGCCCGUUAUUUUUUAUUAAUAAUGUUCAUCGUUUGGUCGUGAAAGUUAUUCGCAUCAGGGCAUUAAUGUUGGUACAUGUUCCAUUUUCAUUAUUUGUUAAUUUAAGAUAAGACAUAAAGGGCGGGCCCUUAGAUAAUUUCUACGUCUAGAUAAAGCCUCUUGAUGUUAGGCAAUGCAUGAUACACUCACGAUUUGUAUGUCACUUUGUUUUAGUGGGCGUGCGUAGCUGAAAAUAGAGGUCAACAGUUCACCUCUAUUUUUUUCGACGCACAAUUUAUCUAAGGGUUAGCCACACGCUUCAACGUCAUGUCAUUAGCUGUAUAGUAUUCAGUAUUAUUUAUUUUCCUUAUAGUAAUUUUAAAUUAAAGUUGUUUGAGGCAUUUAAUUUAGCUUAAGUUAUAAUGGCUGUGACUUGUGAGGUAACUUGUCGUAUUUAUGCAUUUUUCUGUUAAUUAGCGCGCCAUAUUGAUAUUAUGUUAUUAAAUUAAUUUGAUAUUGUGUUAUUUUGGUUGUGUUUAUGUGUUCUCUUACCAGGUUAUUUUAUUGUGUAAUAUAUAAUAAAAUAAUAAUAAUAAUAGU